Molecule: messenger RNA, 1207 nt
Organism: Echinops telfairi (small Madagascar hedgehog)
Lineage: Eukaryota; Metazoa; Chordata; Mammalia; Afrosoricida; Tenrecidae
Gene: IL1RN
Product: interleukin 1 receptor antagonist
Exons: 6
Coding region: 128-649 (173 amino acids)
Biological process (GO): inflammatory response to antigenic stimulus; negative regulation of interleukin-1-mediated signaling pathway
Molecular function (GO): interleukin-1 receptor binding; cytokine activity; interleukin-1 receptor antagonist activity
Source: RefSeq, a predicted model, not a curated record
AACCAACAGCCUCAGGGGGUACCUGUCAACUAGCUGAGUGUGGGAGGCGGAGACUUGAUUUUCAUGCGUUCUUCUUCCCAGGAACUCGGGUUGAAAGUGACAACAGCGAGCGUUUCUAUUUUCGGAAAUGGACGUUUCCGUUUCUCCGAGCAGGACAGAGCCACAACAUCCCGGUUUGGAGACUGCCUGCAGGCCCACACGGGGAAGACGCCACAGCAUGGGAACCUUCAGAAUCUGGGAUGUCAACCAGAAGGUCUUCUACCUAAGUCAUAAGCAACUAGUUGCUGGCUACUUGCAAGCAGCCAAUGCUAACUUAGAAGAGAAGGUGGAGGUGAUGCCCGCUGAGUCCAACAGUGUGUUCCUGGGGCUCCACUCAGGGAAACUGUGGCUGUCCUGUGUCAAAUCCGGAGACAAGGUCCGACUGCAAUUGGAGGAAGUGGAUAUCACUGACCUGGGCAGAAACAAGGAGCAAGCCAAGCGUUUCACCUUCCUCCACUCACAGAAUGGCCCUACCACCAGCUUCGAGUCAGCUGCCAACCCUGGCUGGUACCUCUGUACAGAGUCUGAAGGGGACAAGCCAGUCAGCUUCACCAAUAAGCCCAAAGAUACCACCAAGAUCACCCAAUUCUACUUCGAAGGGCAACAGUAACGCCGCCCAUGCCUCUCCUUCACUCCACUCCAUGGAUAACUCUGGAAGCUGCCUCUCCACUGCUGCUUGGGGACUCCUGGCUCCCCUGGGCAUGGCUUGCCAUUAGAAGGUGCUAUAGAGCCCUGGUACCUGAACUCAAUCGCUAGCUUCCUCAGCUAACCAAGCUCCCUACAGGUUAGUCUUUGAAAAACGCAAACACUCCUCUGCCGAAGCCCUUCAGCGUCACCGUGCCUCCGUGAUAAAAGCCCGACUUCUUCACCUGGGCCCCAUCCACCUGCCCGGUCUCAGUGUCUCCGCUCUUCUCCCCACGACUCCGCCUCGCCCACCACACGUCCAUGCCUCAGGUGCACCAGCACAUUCCACGCUCCGACCCCUACCAGGCGGCGCCCCACCCUCUUUUGCAAGUUGGUGCUAGUCUGUGACAAAGAUGUUCAGGGUCUAUGCCUGGUAGUGAACAUGUUCCUUACUGCGCGUGUGAAAUGAUGAUGAACGGAGACGGCUGUGUUUAUUUUCUCUCAUUAUUUUUUGUAAUGUCACAAUAUGUAAAAAUGAACAGUA